ACAACAGUCAGCAGAGACAGUACUGGAUGGAGUGGGAGUGGGAGUGGGAGUGAGAGAGAGUGAGUGUGUGGUGAGCCGUUGAACCUUUUUCCAGUUACGGAGCGCUUGGAAUAUAUCUUUGUCUGCUCAGUGGCUGGCUUCAGGAGAGGAUAGCAUACGAUUUUCUAUUCUACCCUAGGGUUAGAGAGAGAGAGAGAGAGAGAGAGAGAGAGAGGGGUAAUUAGAAGAAGCAAUAAUGGAAGCAGGAGAAGAAGAGUACAAAAUGAAGGAGCGCAUAGCUAUGGUGGUGAUCGUAUCUCUGGCGUCUGUAGCUGUUGCUUCUCUUUUGGUGGCCUGCAUCUACUACUGUUACAUUUCCAACAAACUCUCCAAGCGUCAAAACAAUCCCAAAAGGGUUGAACAUGUGGAAAGAGGUAGCAGCUUUUCAAAUAUUGAAGUUGCCAGUGAGAAAGGACUUCAGGUAUUCACCUUCAAGCAGCUACAUUCGGCUACUGGCGGUUUUGGGAAAUCUAAUGUGAUUGGACAUGGUGGGUUUGGGUUAGUCUACCGAGGAGUGCUUCAAGAUGGUAGGAAGGUUGCAGUUAAGUUGAUGGAUAGGGCAGGAAAGCAGGGGGAGGAGGAAUUCAAAGUAGAGGUGGAAUUACUAAGCCGGCUACAUUCUCCAUACCUACUGGCAUUAGUUGGCUACUGUUCAGACAGUAAUCAUAAAUUGUUGGUUUACGAGUUCAUGGCUAAUGGUGGUCUGCAGGAACAUUUGUAUCCCAUCAAUGGGUCUAACACUAUUUCUUCAAGGUUGGACUGGGAAACCCGGUUGAGAAUAGCUUUGGAAGCUGCAAAAGGGCUGGAAUAUCUCCAUGAACAUGUCAGUCCUCCAGUAAUUCACAGAGAUUUUAAGAGCAGCAACAUCCUUUUGGACAAAAAUUUUCAUGCUAAAGUUUCUGAUUUUGGAUUGGCCAAGCUUGGAUCUGAUAAAGCUGGUGGCCAUGUUUCAACCCGUGUGUUGGGCACCCAAGGAUAUGUUGCUCCUGAGUAUGCAUUAACUGGUCGUCUGACACCAAAGUCGGAUGUUUAUAGUUAUGGAGUUGUUCUUUUGGAGUUGCUCACAGGCAGGGUUCCAGUUGAUAUGAAGAGAGCUCAAGGGGAAGGUGUUCUUGUAUCUUGGGCUUUGCCCCAGCUUACGGAUAGAGAGAAAGUUGUAGAGAUCAUGGAUCCAGCACUGGAGGGUCAGUACUCGAUGAAGGAGGUUGUUCAGGUGGCCGCUAUUGCUGCAAUGUGUGUACAACCGGAAGCAGAUUACAGGCCACUGAUGGCAGAUGUUGUCCAGUCACUGGUUCCGCUGGUCAAGCAUCACAGGCCUACCUCUAAACUAGGCAGUUGCUCUAGCUUCCAUGCUACCCAGUCUCCCAAGGCCUAGGACGGACUGCGAUAAAGCAACUAACAUGAAGCCAGGGUUGUCUAUUUCCAAUGAGUUUCCUAGGUCGAUACUCGGUUUUUCUAUGUUUAGGGCUUUUGAAGUCUGUUUGGAGAAGAAACAGCAUCUAGAUUUUUGUGUCAGGGAAGAUUCUCUAAUAUUUAUUAUCCAAACCAGUUUUAAUCCAAAAUUAUGGCUUACCAACUGCUGUUGAUUUUUACACCACUAAUUUAAAAGAGAUUGCUGAGCUGAGAGUGAGUGGACCAAA
Molecule: messenger RNA, 1679 nt
Organism: Camellia sinensis
Lineage: Eukaryota; Viridiplantae; Streptophyta; Magnoliopsida; Ericales; Theaceae
Product: Protein kinase superfamily protein
Biological process (GO): protein phosphorylation
Molecular function (GO): ATP binding; protein kinase activity
Source: RefSeq, a predicted model, not a curated record